AAGCUGCUUAACGAACGGCCACCUAGAGACGACGAUCAUCGACUGGAUCCCCGGCAUGCCGCCGAUCAGCCUCGGCGACAUUUCCAGCUUCGUCCGCACUACCGACGCGGACGAUUUCGGUCUAUGGUUCAACAUCACCGAGGCCAACAACUGCACAAAGGCCGGCGCCCUAGUCCUCAACACGUACGAUGCCCUUGAGGCAGACGUCCUCGCCGCCCUCCGCGCUGAGUACCCGUGCAUCUACACCGUCGGGCCGCUGGGCUCCCUUCUCCGCCGGCACCACGACAACGAAGACGCAGACGCCGUCGGCGGCUCGCUUGACCUGAGCCUGUGGAAGCAUGACACCGAGUGUCUGUCCUGGCUGGACGCGCAGGAGCCGGGCUCCGUCGUGUACGCCAACUUCGGUAGCCUCACCGUGGUCACGGCCGCGCAGCUCGCGGAGUUCUCUUGGGGCCUCGCUGCAACAGGCCGCCCGUUCCUCUGGAUCGUCCGGGAGGACCUCGUCGUCGGCAGGCCGGCGGCUGCGCUGCCUCUGGGGUUCGCGGCGGAGACGGCGGCGCGAGGCCGCCUGGCCGCGUGGUGCCCGCAGGAGCGGGUGCUGCGGCACCGCGCCGUGGGGUGCUUCCUGACGCACAACGGGUGGAACUCGACGUGCGAGUGCCUCGCCGCUGGCGUGCCGAUGGUGUGCUGGCCGGUGUUCGCGGACCAGCUCACCAACUGCAAGUACGCGUGCGAGGUGUGGGGCGUGGGGCGCCGCCUGGACGCCGAGGUAAGGAGGGAGCAGGUCGCUGCGCAUGUCGAUGAGGUGAUGGAGAGUGUUGAGGUCCGGAGGAACGCGACGAGGUGGAAGGCGAUGGCGAAGGAAGCUGCUGGCGUCGGUGGAUCGUCGCACGAGAACCUGCUGGGCCUGGUGGAAGCGCUCCGGGUCAGCUCGCUCAACUCAGAGUCCGAGACAUGAGGACACUGGAGGAAUGUAUGCGUGCCGUGUGGUGUUCGAAGGAGAUGAAGGGAAUUAGUAGGACCAUAUUAAUUUCAUAUACUAAUUAUUACUAAGGGUG
Zea mays is the source of this 1058-nucleotide messenger RNA. Its product is annotated as UDP-glycosyltransferase 85A5. The transcript has a single exon. NCBI's taxonomy places the organism in Eukaryota, Viridiplantae, Streptophyta, Magnoliopsida, Poales, Poaceae. Gene Ontology annotation, molecular function: quercetin 3-O-glucosyltransferase activity; quercetin 7-O-glucosyltransferase activity. Bases 56 to 958 code for a protein of 300 amino acids. The record is from RefSeq and is a predicted model, not a curated record.